Diprion similis is the source of this 1378-nucleotide messenger RNA. RefSeq names its product intraflagellar transport protein 57 homolog (gene IFT57). The record is from RefSeq and is a predicted model, not a curated record. The transcript is spliced from 7 exons. Lineage: Eukaryota; Metazoa; Arthropoda; Insecta; Hymenoptera; Diprionidae. Gene Ontology annotation, biological process: non-motile cilium assembly; intraciliary transport. Gene Ontology annotation, cellular component: Golgi apparatus; intraciliary transport particle B; cilium. Bases 109 to 1335 code for a protein of 408 amino acids.
CCACGAGGUUGUUUACCUGUCAUAUUGAAAGACAGGUAAAGCCACGGAUUUGGCUAAAGCAAAGCAGAAACGAAUAGGAACGUCUUCAUAUUUCGAUAACAGGUGAAAAUGUUUCGGGAAACCCCCAAGAUCGUAAUUGAAGAUGCGACGGCGCCUAGCGCAGCUUACGCGCCCAGUGUACGCAUGGAAGAUUUGAUGGAUAAGUUGAAAAUUCUCAACUAUGACACUGAAUUCGUACAAAAUAUGAAAAUGAAACCUAUAAACCGGCACUACUUCGUCGUUGCGACCAAUUCGGGGGAGCAGUUCUACAUGUUUACAUCGCUUGCUGCCUGGUUGAUAAGAAAAAGUGGAGCAAAUUUCGACCAGCCACAGGAAUACGAUGAUCCGAACUCAACCAUAUCCAUGAUUCUUGAUCACCUCAGAGCAAUCGAAGUUUCCGUCGAAUUUCCUCCAAACAAAUUAAAGCAGGGGGCUGGCGAGCAUGCUAUUUAUGUAUUGGACUGCCUCGCUGAUCAGGCUAUCAAAGUUCUCAAUUUCAAAUGGAAAAAAGUUGAAAUACCCCCAGAAGAUCCUACACCAGAGCCUGAGGUAGAAGAUGACGAUGCAGAGUUGAUAUUGGAAAAAGUUGAGGAAGAAAUGUUGGCCGAGUAUGAGGAGGAGGAUGAGGAUGAUGUGCUACAUGUAGAUGACAUAACUAAACUUUAUGGACAAAAUAUGCCCGACAUUCAGAAGCCAGAGAAUAUCCUUGAGUCUAAUACAGACAUGGAAGAAUGGAAACUUGAAUUAGAGAGAGUCUUACCUCAGCUGAAGGUAACUGUAAAAACUGAUUCCCGAGACUGGAGAGCUCACUUGGAUCAGAUGAAACAGCAUCGGUCAAAUAUUCAUGCAAAUCUUGGUAAUACAAAGAGCCAACUAGAGAGGUUGCAUUCCGACAUAGGAAAUACGUUGGAUAAGAUAAAAACACGAGAAAUGUAUGUGAACAGACAAUUGGAGCCUGUACUAAACGAAUUUCAAACAUUGCAAGAGGAAAUGUCGAAAGUGAAGGAGCAGUACAGAGACGUCAGUGGUGGAGUGACUGAGAGAACGAGAACUCUAAAUAAGCUAACUGACGAAUUAGAGCAAGUUAAGCGAGAAAUGGAUGAGAGAGGAUCAAGCAUGACCGAUGGAACUCCAUUGAUAAAUAUUAAAAAAACGAUUACAAAAAUGAAGAACGAAAUCUCGGAAAUGAAUGUCAGAAUAGGUGUCCUCGAAUACAGCUUGAUGUGCACCAGAGUUCGUGAUCGUACUCAACUUCAGGAGGAUAUGAACAGCACAAGCAGUUCGCUGAUGAUUUGAGAAAAAUUUAAGGUCAGGUAUAUCUAAAGUUCGUGCAUAUUUU